AUGUCUGCAGUCGAACAUAUCUCCGUUUCUCACCAUAAAUGUUUUGGAAUAAUUUCAAACAACGCAAUUGAGUUCAUAGUGUACGGCUCCUGUGCAUUUUCAGCAAUUUUUUCAUCUGUCUUUAUCAACUCUAGCAUGGUUGAGCUCAUCAAAAAAACAACUGGAGAUAAAAACGCAGAAAAGUCUGCUUCAACGGCGAUUUUAAUCGACGAAUUCGUCUCAUUGAUAAUGGGUAUUCUUUGUACGUUUUUUUUGGACGCUUUAAACAUCCAUAAUGUCCUCCUUAUGGCCUUUAUAAUCACCACCAUGUCAUAUAUAUCUUAUUUUUUGAUGUUGAUACAGGAAUCUAGAAAGCCUUCUAGCAUCUAUGUAAUAUACACAAUACGUGCAAUCUAUUCUAUUGGUAAUACGCCAAGCCUUGCUUGUGUCUUCUCCACCCUUCACCAUAUCUUUGGAAAAGAUACCGAAAAAAUAGGCCGUGGGAGCGCUGUUUAUGGCUUUAUUUGUAUAGUUGCUGCUAUUUCUUCUUCAUUGGGCAUGUCAAAGAUAAAUGACUUUUACGUUUCGUACGGCAUUCUUGCAGUCUCACAGGCCAUUCCUGUUUCACUUAUUCUUUUGGCUUCCAUGAAAAAAAAGCUAACAAAUACAGCGUCAACUGAAUCUAUUUGCAUCGCACUUAAAGAAAAUGCCGAGUAUUCAAUGAAUUUUUUUUUUCGAAAAGGAUCCUUGACCAAGUAUCUUGGGAUAUUUGCUUUAAUAUCAUUGGCAUGGGUCGCUAGGACAACCUCGCUUGCUCCAUAUGCAUUUGUCAAGUUGUGCAUUCCAAAGAACGUUUAUUCAGCAUUUAUGAGGUUUCAUGGAAUUGGUCAAGUUGCUAUGUCUUUUUGGUAUUUUUUUUUCAUGUGUGUAAUUCAGGGAUGUGUCUCGAAAUUUCCAUGCAUCGCUAAAGAGGAGAGGCCUUUUAUCCAAUAUAUUUUCACUGGAUUUCUUGGACUCAUCUUUGCCUUUAUAUCUUAUUUAUGCCUUCUCAGCGGCAAAAACAAAUAUGGUGACAUGCCACUAAUCGGGACUUUUGCCGGAUCCGCUCAAGUAGCCAUUACAUUUUAUCAAAUGGCGUUUCUCUCAACUUUUAUCAAAGAUAUGUCACAAAGUUUAGAUGAACCUGCGCAGAUCAACGGGAUUCGCUCUGGAAUCGUUGGUAUUACAUCGCUUUUUGGAUCCUUGAGCACUUUGAUAAUGUCUCUAAUCACUCUUUUGACCGGAACAGAAGACUCCAAAACAGAAGCAGAAAAGAAAGAAAAGGGAACAAAAAACUCCGAGCCCAAUAAUUCCGCUACAUCCUCUUUCUCUCUCAAUCCGAAAAGCUUCUUUGUUAUUGUGAUCCCCGCAGUGCUUGCAUUGGUGUCAGAGUUUCUCUACCAAGUUAUCAUGCUUCAUUCAAGACAAAACAACAUUUAA
Molecule: messenger RNA, 1458 nt
Organism: Mitosporidium daphniae
Lineage: Eukaryota; Fungi; Microsporidia
Exons: 1
Coding region: 1-1458 (485 amino acids)
Source: RefSeq, a predicted model, not a curated record